Alternaria arborescens is the source of this 366-nucleotide messenger RNA. RefSeq lists its product as hypothetical. The record is from RefSeq and is a predicted model, not a curated record. The transcript has a single exon. The coding region runs from base 1 to 366 and encodes 121 amino acids. NCBI's taxonomy places the organism in Eukaryota, Fungi, Ascomycota, Dothideomycetes, Pleosporales, Pleosporaceae.
AUGACUGCACAAAACACCAUGAUCGGAGGCGAGAUCAUCGCAGAAGAGCAGGUAGCCCGCCUCACGAAGCUACCUGCACCACAGCAGGCCUAUGAUGCUCUUAACAGCGGCGCCGUCAAGGUCUUCACUACUGCAAACUUCGGUGGCACCAGUUUCACGAUUGAAACUGAAGACUAUGCGAGCGGCCAGUGUCACAGACUCUUGACGGAGAAUUAUAACAAGGCUUGUUGGAUUACGUGGAAGCUACCAUUGGGUACGGUGAUGACAAUGAUAGAACUCGACAAGACCCCUGAGAAGAACCAGCCCGUCGCUGAUACUCGUGGUUGUGGUCGUACCGUUAAGUUGGUGGGUACCGGCAAGACGUAA